AAUUGACCAUGUAAUUACACUAAGAUCUAAAGUACACAUUUUACUCACUACAUUAAUUCUUAUAGUGGUUUCCAGGGUUGCAGAUGCAUUGCACUUAUUGUAUCUGGUAUCUUUUUGUGGUAAUUCUUACAAAAGAGUUUUAUAUUUUAUAUCUGGUUAUGAUAGGAAAUCUGAAAUGCACUACUGUCUCCAAAGUGUCUGUGAAGCUUUCACUUCUUUUUUUCUGUAUUGUGUUAUGUAAGCUCUUGUCUCAACCACUUCCUUUAAACAGCACUGUCAUUUACAGUCUUUCCUCAGUGGAGUAUGUUAUAUAAAAAGUGUUUAGGAAUAAAGCAUAAGCUUUUUCCAUUAUAACCAACAACACCUUUCCUUAAUAUUGGCCUUCAGUGGGUUAUUGAGGCCCAAAAACCACCACGGCCAUGUUGGAAUAUGGAGUCCUCUUUUGUCUACUGCUACCAGCUGUCAGUACUACAAAUCCCAAGUUCUUCCCCUGCAACAACAACUCAGACUCCAGUAUAGUGGACUGCUCUUGGAGGGCGCUGACCCAGAUCCCUCUGAUCAGGUCAGCCUCUGUACGCAUACUUGACCUAAGUUCUAACAGGAUCCAGUAUAUUGGGAAGGAUGCAUUCUCUGGUGUUCCAAACCUUAAGAAUCUGAGCAUUACAUGGAAUUGUCUUCCAGGUCAUUUGAAGAACCUGGGGUUGCCAUCAUGCAAGUUAGAGAUCCACAACGAUGCCUUCAUGGGUCUCAAGUACCUCAUAAACCUCCAACUGGCUGGGAACAGUCUUACCUCUCCACUCCCCAGGCUACCUGAAAGCCUACAGGUCCUUAAUCUGGAAUCUAACCAGCUGUACAACAUAAGUCAGCCCUUUGGCACACCAAAUCUCCAGCAGCUGCUGCUCACAAAGAACUGCUACUAUGCUAAUCCCUGCAACCGGUCCUUCCACAUUGAUGAGGCAGUUUUCAGGGAGCUUACUCAGCUGCGACACCUCAGUCUGGGUUUUACUAAUGUUACAUCCAUACUUCCUGGACUGCCACCCUCUUUGACUUGGCUGGACCUGAAUGAGAAUAAGAUUGCUGUUUUAGAUGGGUGGGUGUUCCCUAACCUGACCCAACUUAAGUAUCUAAACCUGGGCUGGAACUGCCAGCGCUGUGACCAUGCUGCUCAACCUUGCUUCCCCUGUGCUAACAAUGCCUCCCUUAAAAUCAGCCCCAGUGCUUUUUAUGCCCAGAACAACUCUCUCAUUUACCUCAGCCUCAGGGGGAACUCCCUCCGCAACAUCCCAAAAGGUCUCUUUGGUCCUCUGGUGAAGCUAAGAAGACUGGACCUCUCAGAUAAUCUAUUGGCCUACGCUAUACGCAAUGGGACCUUCUUCGAAGAACUGAGACACCUGACAUGGAUAAGCCUAAUCUACAACUAUGAGCCAAUGAAGACAUUUACUAACUUGAUCCUGUCUCCCAAAAUCACUCAGAUGUCUCGUUUGCAAAAUCUUCUACUCAGUGGGAAUUUUUUCCAAACUAUUUCACCGGAAACCUUGGAGCUUCUGUCCAAGUUACGUCAGCUAGAGAUCCUGGAGCUGCGGAUGAACUUCAUGCGUUCCUGUAAUCUCAGUGGCCUGGCUCAGCUACCUGCCCUGAAGAAAGUGGACCUUUCCCAGAACCAGCUGCAAUUCCUCCGACACUGUUCCAUGCCGUUGCUUCCCGGGCUCCAUGAAGUUCAUGCUACAGUGGACCUUCAGAACCAACCCAUGAUGCUACAUGACCAGAGGGCUAUUGGAGAGGAGCCCUUGGAUCCUAUGAGUCAAAUAGUUACUGUAGCCAAGCAAGGGCCAAACUCAGCCAACAUUCAGAAUAUUCUUUACACCCAAACACCAAGUUUGUGUUCCUUUAGGGAUCGUCUCUGCAAAAACAACACCUAUUUUGACAUUUCUCAAAACAACAUCCUCACACUCAACAGUCAUUUGUUUCUUGGUAUGGAGAAUGCAGUCUGUUUGGACCUCUCUUACAACUACAUAAGCCAGAGCUUAGAUGGACAUCAAUUUACCCACUUGGACAAUCUGAAUUACCUCAGCAUGGCUCACAACCGGAUAGAUCUUUACUAUAAAAGUGCCUUUCAAGAACUCAAUAACACUCUAAAGGUUUUGGACCUCAGCAACAAUGAGUUUCACUUCCUGAUGAGAGGGAUGGGUCAUCGCCUUGAGUUUAUCCAGUACCUUUACAAUCUGGAGGCACUAAGUCUGUCUGACAACAGCAUUGGGAUGCGGAUAGAUCAUACACUAUACAGCAACUCACUCAGAUACCUGUAUUUUGCUGGAAACAACCUGGGCAUCAUGUGGGACACUAGAAACAGUGACUAUAUCACCUUUUUUCAGAAGCUAACCACCCUUAUCUACCUGGACAUCUCAAGGAACCAUCUUAGGUCUCUGUCACCAGAAGUGCUUUGUAACCUGCCUGUUAGCCUCCAAGCACUGCAAGUCAGUGACAACCACUUGAAGUUUUUCCCUUGGAAUAACAUCACAGUGCUAGGCAAUCUGACUCACCUUAACCUUAGUGUAAACCGUCUCUCUGACUUGCCCAACAAAGUCAUCCUUUUUGGUGCAAAUUUUACCCUUUUAGACCUGAGUUACAACCUGAUCAGUGUUCUUCCUGAAGACUUUUUCAGCAUGGCAUUGACCUUGCGUUUUCUUUACCUUAACCACAACAACCUCAAGCUGUUAGAUCGCCAGUCUCUACCUGCCCCACUAAGGACUGGCAGUGCCCUCCAGAUCCUCACCCUGCAUGCCAACCCUUUUGACUGCUCCUGUGACACCUCUUGGUUUGCGGAUUACCUACGGGCAAGCCAGGUGGAGAUACCCCGCAUGACCACCAAUGUGAACUGCGGUUUCCCUGAAUCAAAGCAGGGGGAAAGCGUGCUGUCCAUGGAUCCCCGCUCCUGCCAGGAGAUCUAUGGCAGCCUGACCUUCCUCUGCAUGACAUUCCUAACUCUGAUGUUCACCGCCCUGCCCCUGCUUAAGCACCUCUAUGGCUGGGAUGUCUGGUACUGCUUCCAGGUGCUAUGGGCUGGACACAAAGGCUACUCCCAUCUGCCUGGGGGUAACUCACAGAGCGAGUAUGAUGCUUUUGUGGUAUUUGACACGGGAAACCAGGCGGUAAGGGACUGGAUUUACAAUGAACUGUUGGUCCAACUUGAGAACAUGGGUCGAAGAAAGUUCCGUCUUUGUCUAGAGGAGAGGGAUUGGGUACCAGGUCUGUCCUGCAUUGAGAACCUCCAUAGUGCUGUGUACCACAGCAUGAAGACCGUGUUUGUGCUGACGAGUGGCUGUGGGGGGUCUGGUGGCGGGGCAGCAAGUGUUAAUGGGGUGACUCGCCAGGCCUUCUACAUGGUCCAGCAGAGGCUGCUGGAUGAAAAGGUGGAUGUAGCAGUGCUGGUUCUGCUGGACAAAGUGUUUCCCAAGCUGAAGUACCUGCAACUGAGAAAGAGGCUCUGCAGGAAGUCUGUUCUAUCGUGGCCAAGGAACCCUAAGGCCCAGCCUCUGUUCUGGAACCGUAUAACAACAGCACUGGCCUCCGACAACAUCAGUUUCUAUGACCGCAACAUCAGCGAGAGCUUCAUAUAGGUAGAUGAAUAAUCAUGUUGAUGUACUGCAUAGCGAUUGCCUUGUGCAACCAGUGUUUAAAAUUCACUAGCAGGGUUGGUUCUAAUGAAGUUCCAGUUAAUUCAGGAAGGACACUGAAAUUCCAAAUACAACUGUUUUCUAUAAUUUGUAAAGUAAUUAAUGUGUUUAACUGGAAUUUUCUAUCUGAAUUGACUGAAAUUUUGUGGAAAACUGGUGAAAAGUGGGACAAGAGCUCCUCACAAAAUGUUCUGACAUUGACCCUAUAUUUUUUUUCAGGUUGUGUUGCAAAAUCAAGCUGAAUGUGAAUUGUUUGUACUAUUAUGGUUAUACGCUGUAUUUUCAGAAUCUGAUUAGAAUAGUUGUUUUUAUUGGGUUGAUGUAACUUUUAAAUAACUCUGAAAAAAACAUGCUUUUUUAGUUAAUAAUAAUUUUAUUAUUAACUUCAGUAUCAGUAUUAAAUAAAUUUCAGGAAUAAAACUGACAUGUUUUAUAGAAGGAACAAAGUAAUUAAUAUGUAGUCAUUUUAUACAGAGGUGAAAUACAAUAUCAACUGAAGUAUUGUCAUUCAACCAGGUUUCCCUGAUAUCUCUCAUCUGUCCUUUCUUCACCUUCAUAUUUUAAUAAACUUAUCUGAGCAACUUAGUUUUACAAUUGCAGCCACCAAACUUAUCUGUUUCAUUAUUGGGGCACAGAUGGCAAGAGCCUCAGUCCCCAUGACUGAAACUGUUUAGAGUUUCAGUAGGAACAGUGACCAAAGUUACAUCUGCAUUUAUAUCUGUGGGACAUACAUCAAUAAAUAAGGUUGAAAAUUG
Messenger RNA from Esox lucius (northern pike), 4429 nucleotides. It is a transcript of the gene tlr9, whose product is annotated as toll-like receptor 9. The coding region runs from base 420 to 3617 and encodes 1065 amino acids. The record is from RefSeq and is a predicted model, not a curated record. Gene Ontology annotation, biological process: toll-like receptor signaling pathway; positive regulation of interleukin-6 production; canonical NF-kappaB signal transduction. The transcript is spliced from 4 exons. Gene Ontology annotation, cellular component: plasma membrane. Gene Ontology annotation, molecular function: pattern recognition receptor activity; protein binding. NCBI's taxonomy places the organism in Eukaryota, Metazoa, Chordata, Actinopteri, Esociformes, Esocidae.